CUGUACGACUCAGAGCCACAGUGAAACCAUCUAUUACUAAACGGAUAUGCGAGACAAUGCACGAAAGAGCCUAGCUAGGGCUCGAUCCUCCGCACGAACGAUCGGAAGUAAAGUGCUGACGCCGACACGCAGGCUAUUAGGGAUGACGUACAGGAGCGGAUGGUUCUUUGUGCUGCAAUAUUCGCUAACUCCUUACGCAAUAGUAUGCAAAGCCUACAUGGUAUUUUCAUUGUUAUUUGUCUCUGUUGGUAAUCGUCGUCUGGCAUGUCCGGGAUGUCGGGAGGUCACGAGCGUCGACUUUCCGCAUUACCCGCAAAGGCCAUCAACUGCGGCUUUAACACUCUUUCCGAUAUCCAUCUUGAAUUCUAAUAUCGCCGGUAACAAUGUGUGAGGAAUACGGAUGUUGCGGUACGAUGCAUGGGGUACAGAUUACGAUUCUUUCAAUCAUGACUUCAACGUCGUUUGAGGGGUAUACAUUUAAAUUA
Messenger RNA from Aspergillus caelatus, 485 nucleotides. RefSeq lists its product as uncharacterized. The record is from RefSeq and is a predicted model, not a curated record. The transcript has a single exon. Lineage: Eukaryota; Fungi; Ascomycota; Eurotiomycetes; Eurotiales; Aspergillaceae. The coding region runs from base 47 to 391 and encodes 114 amino acids.